AUGGAAAAGUUGUCAGGUUUAAGUCAUCUCUUCAUGACAAUAUUUCUGCAUAAUUUCUCAGCAUUCAUGGUGAUCCCUGCCAUUACUGAUGUCACAAUGUCUGCCUUAUGCCCUGGAAGAGAUGAGUGUUCAUUGGCCAUUUACCUUACCGGAUUCCAACAAGCGUGGUGGUUUGGCUGUCAUGUGCUAGUGUUUACAGCAGUGAAUUUGACACCCAUUACCUCCCAACGCCCAUUUACCAGAGAAGCUUUUGCUUUAGUUAGUUCUUUGUUUAUGUUUCGAGAACCUUUGAAGGCAAGGAAGAGAGAGAUGGGAAAACUGUCGGCAUUGAAUCAUCUUUUCUUGACUCACUUUCUUUACUCCUACUCAACAUCCAUGGUGAUCCCAGCCAUGACUGAUGUUUUCAUGUCUGCGCUUUGUCCUGGAAAAGUUGAAUGCUCCCUGGCCAUUUAUCUAAGUGGAAUUCAAAAUACGAUCAUAGGGCUUGGGACUUUGGUAAUGAUGCCUUUAAUAGGGAAUAUGUCAGACAAGUAUGGCCGGAAAGCUAUGCUUACUGUUCCACUCAGCCUUAUAAUAGUUCCCUCAGCCAUACUGGCGUACAGCAGAACGAGGAACUUCUUUUAUGCGUACUAUGUCGUCAGGACUCUCAUGGCAAUGGUCUGUGAAGGAAGUGUACAAUGCCUUGCCCUUGCCUAUGUCGCUGACAAUGUUCCCGAGGGUCGGCGAGCGUCAGCGUUUGGGAUUCUUUCAGGCAUUGCAUCCUCCGCUUUCGUAUGCGGAAACUUCUCCACUCGUUUCCUCUCCACUGCCUCCACCUUCCAGGUUUCUGCCUCAGUAGCAGUGGCAGCUCUAGUGUACAUGAGACUUUUUCUUCAGGAUUCCAUCAUUGAUGAACAGCUUACUGCUCCAAUAUUGACAUGUAACUGGAAAGGAAAAGGAAAAGGAAAAGCUAAUGCUGCAAAUGAAAUUCAAAGUAAAAACGUGCAGAUUUUUAAAUCAGCGCCUUCCUUGGAGGAUAUGCUUUGUUUGCUUAAGAGCAGUGUGACACUUUCGCAAGCUGCCGUUGUCGCGUUUUUCUACUGUCUUGCAGAAGUUGGUCUUCAUGCUUCAUUAAUGUACUAUUUGAAGGCGCAAUUUCACUUUAACAAGGAUCAAUUUGCUGACUUGAUGGUAAUUUCUGGAAUUGCAGGGACUAUUUCACAGUUGGUUCUUAUGCCCGUAUUGGCUCCUGCUCUAGGAGAAGCAAGGCUGCUUGCAGUAGGGCUCUUUUUUACCUGUGUACAUGUGUUUCUUUACAGCAUUGCAUGGACCUCCUGGGCACCUUAUGUUGCUGCCAUGUUUUCCGUUCUGAUUGUCUUUUCACAACCAUGUAUGCGGAGCAUUGUGUCUAAGCAAGUUGGAUCCUGUGAGCAGGGGAAGGCUCAAGGGUGCAUUUCUGGAAUAAGUUCCUUCGCUAAUGUCAUUUCUCCCUUGGUGUUCUCUCCCUUAACAGGUGAUAGCCUUCAUCCAGAGUCUCAUGAUAAGGAUCGCUCCUCCCAUUGCAAAUGA
Dovyalis caffra is the source of this 1548-nucleotide messenger RNA. The record is from the annotation of a GenBank genome assembly. NCBI's taxonomy places the organism in Eukaryota, Viridiplantae, Streptophyta, Magnoliopsida, Malpighiales, Salicaceae.